AAAGAGUUUCAUUACUAGGAUUAAUUGCAGUUCAAUUAAAUUUAAUCUGUGGUUAAUUUUUAUUACGCCCUCGAGAUGGCGCAAGAGAAGUCGCGACAAUACAAGCGGAGACUUCGGGAUAAGAUUCGUUACUGCAGCAAUGUUAGCAUCCUAAGCACUCUCAGCGUUGGUUCGGAAGGCAACUGGAAAAUGAGAGUUCCCUCUCUUCGAGCAAGUCAGCUGCCAGAGGAAUUGUUAGAGGUUUACGAAGAAGCUUUCUAUUUGUUAGAUCCAAACGAUACGGGCGCCAUCGGCGCUAGAGAGGUAGGCAUCGUCAUGCGAGCGCUUGGGCAAGAACCAACCGAUGAAGAAAUACAGAACCUUAUACAAGAAGUUGACCGGAGUUCCACGGGUUCGCUCACUUUUAACGACUUUCUAGCUUUCCUCGCCCAUAUUUGCCAGGACGAAGACCCCGACGAAGAAUGGGAAUCUGUGUUUAAAAGAUUUGAUAGAAACGGUAAGUCGACUGAGGGUGGAAUGUAAAUACUCCCUUCACUUUAUUAUAUUUAUC
Messenger RNA from Ciona intestinalis (vase tunicate), 550 nucleotides. The record is from RefSeq and is a predicted model, not a curated record. Lineage: Eukaryota; Metazoa; Chordata; Ascidiacea; Phlebobranchia; Cionidae.